AUUGUAAUAGACUUUAAAGACGUUUGCAAUCCUAUCAAUGUUAAUUUUAUUUGACUUUAAGGUAAUACUGGGCGGUGGCCGAAGACACUGGUUACCAAAAGUAGCACAAGAUCCAGAACAACCCACCGACGAGGGUAGACGAUUGGACGGACGGAAUUUGAUAGACGAUUGGAUUAGAGACAAAAAGAAACGAAACAUUAAAGCCGAAUACGUAUGGAAUAAUAGUCAGCUGGACAAAAUCGAUGCGAAAAAUGUUGAUUAUCUUUUAGGUUUGUUUGCGUAUUCGCACAUGGAGUUCGAGGUGGACCGAGACAAAGGACAAAACGGCGACCCACCCCUAAGCGAGAUGGCCGUCAAAGCGUUAUCUAUACUCCAGAAGAACAACAAAGGAUUUUUUCUGUUUGUAGAAAGUGGCCGCAUCGACCACGCGCAUCAUUACAACAAUCCUUACAGGGCGUUAGAGGAAACGCUUGUGCUGGAGUCCACGCUGGAAGCCAUUAUGUCUAAGGUAGACUUGUCAGAUACACUCAUCGUUGUCACAGCGGAUCAUUCGCAUGUAAUGACAAUGGGAGGAUUGGCAACCCCUCGGGGCAACGACAUAUUGGGCGUGGACGUGAAGCCGUCGGACGUGGACGGGCUGCCGUACAGCACGCUGCUCUAUGGCAACGGGCCCGGCCACAGUGCCGAACACCGGUUGGUGCCCAUGGUGAACGCAACUGACGCGGAGACGCACAACCGGUUGCACGGGGCCGCGGUGCCCCGUCAGUGGGCCACGCAUGGAGGCGAAGACGUGCCCGUGUACGCGGCCGGACCACAUGGCAUCACGCAAGCACUGUUCUCCGGCACGUUCGACCAGUCUUACGUGCCGCACGCCAUCGCUUACGUGGCGUGCCUGGCCGAGCACGCCGAGCGAUGUCGCCGACAGGACGCCGAGGCCGUCAACCGGAGCAACAGCGACGCCACGUUCACCGCCGGUAAGGCGGGCGUCCUCGGGGUAGGACCCUCGUCGCAGGGCUGCUCGGUGGACACGAACGCCGUGACCAGGACGGCGGCGACGGGUGGUGCCAAGAGCGGAGCGGCCAUCGUACUGGCCAGCAGCGUGCUGUCUGACAACGGGUCGUCCAAGCAGACCAACAACACGAAUCCACUGCUGAACCUUGGUUACGCACUGAUCGCCGCGGCAGCCAUGCUCGUGGUAGCGGUCACGUAAGUCUCGAGGAGGGGCGGUGCGGUGCUCGGCCCUAGGUCUCGGUGACUUCGCGCUCGUAAUACCUAUAUUAUACGUAUACAAUAAUAAUAUUAUGUUAUAUCGUUAUUAUUUCCUAUUAUUUUAAUCGUAAAAAUGUACAUAUGAACGAUUGUGGCAACGACGACGUCGUCGUCUGGCGAUGUGCGUAUAAAUCGAAGGGGGUUUUAUUUUUUUUCCUUUAUCAGAGACACUAGUGAUUGUGUGGGUGGGUGGGUGGGUGGG
This is a messenger RNA of Acyrthosiphon pisum (pea aphid), 1471 nucleotides long. Its product is annotated as alkaline phosphatase, tissue-nonspecific isozyme-like. The record is from RefSeq and is a predicted model, not a curated record. Gene Ontology annotation, molecular function: alkaline phosphatase activity. The transcript has 5 exons. Gene Ontology annotation, biological process: dephosphorylation. The coding region runs from base 38 to 1210 and encodes 390 amino acids. NCBI's taxonomy places the organism in Eukaryota, Metazoa, Arthropoda, Insecta, Hemiptera, Aphididae.